Messenger RNA from Euleptes europaea (tarantolino), 1298 nucleotides. It is a transcript of the gene SRFBP1, whose product is annotated as serum response factor binding protein 1. The record is from RefSeq and is a predicted model, not a curated record. Gene Ontology annotation, biological process: maturation of SSU-rRNA. Lineage: Eukaryota; Metazoa; Chordata; Lepidosauria; Squamata; Sphaerodactylidae. Bases 1 to 1293 code for a protein of 430 amino acids. The transcript has 8 exons. Gene Ontology annotation, cellular component: 90S preribosome; nucleus.
AUGGCGCGGGUCGUGAACCUCAACGAUGAGGUUGUGAAGAUGAGAAGAGAAGUGAAGAAGGCCAGAGUUUUGACAAUUCGCAAGCUAACUCGACACAUUACAAAACUAAAGGCAAAAAAGGGUACUGAAGAUGCAGUACAGAAAAAUCAUAAACGUGCGCAGAGGCUACUGGAAGAAAUUCAUGCUAUGAAGGAAAUAAAACUUGAUCAAGUUACCAAACUAGCUCUUGGUGGAGAAAUUAAUUUUGAGCUUGUCUGCAAAAAGCCUGAUUCUACAGCAAUGGACAGAGCAAUUGCUAGACUAGCAACUCACCCACUCCUGAAGACAAAAAUUGCUGAUAUUAAAGCUGCUGUAAAAGCCUUCAAAGAUGCAAGACAGAAGCCUGCUAGAACUAUUUCUUCUGAAGAGCAUAAAUCGGAAGAACAGCUUACCAAACAACCCGAAGUGACCCAGCAUUCCAGUAGCAGUGAACUUAACCAAAUGUUUAAACAAGGCAAAACAGAGGUGAGAGAAAAGUCAGGCACUGACAUGGGAAAGAACCACAUUUGCAAGAAAGAGGAGCAAAAAGCAAUGGACAUUGAGAAGAAAUGCCUCUCCGAUGAUUCUACUUUGCGAGCUUUCAAGCAUCAUAAAUUAGUUCCUGAAAGUCAACUGGAAAUGGCAGUAUGCCCAGAAAGAAAGAAAUGUCCAGGAGAUCUCCUGUGUGGGGCAGAAUAUGAAUCGGAUAGCGAUGCAGGUAACACUGAAGAAGAUGCAGGUGAGGAGGAGUACUUUGAUGACAGCACAGAAGAGAGAUUCUAUAAUCAAUCUUCUGGCUCGGAUGAAAGUGACGAUGAUGAUGAUUUCUUCAUUGGCAAAGUAAAAAGGAUGAAGAAGAAGGGGGCAGCUGAUCUCUCAUCACUUGCCAAAGAUAAAGUGAAAGGCAUGAUGGUAAAAAAAGCAAAGUGUUCACAAUCUGACUCAAUUCAAAAGCCAGAUGUACCAGGCAGCUAUCCAAGUGCAAAAGUCAAGAAGCUAGAAUCUACAUUUUACUCUUCAUUGUCCAACUCUAAACAGAAAUCCAAGAAUGUAAAAAGAACUCCUAGAGAUCAUCUUUCCAAAAACAAAAUAAUGGUUUUUGGAAGAAAAAGCCCACAGAAACAGUUGCCCAAACGUGCAGCUAUAAAGCAGGAUCUUAAGAGAGAACAGGUGGCAAAACCCCUUCAUCCUUCAUGGGAAGCAAGCAGGAAACGUCGAGAGCAAACUUCUCAGAUCACAGUAUUCCAAGGAAAAAAGAUUAUAUUUGAAGACUAAUUUUU